CAGUGUCAAGCUCGGUACAUGUUUCGGAACUGUUAAGUGUAGGUGUUUAAUUAAUUUGGGGAGCCACAGUUUUAUUUAUUUUUUUUUUUAUUCUGAUCAAAGUAGAUGGCUUUUUAAUGAAAAUGCGGGGUGAGACUGAUUCGUAAUUCGUUUAAAAAAAUCGCUGCGAUCUCUACUGUCAGGUUGUUAUGGAGCAACCUGGGAGUUUAGAUGAUCUACAGCCUGAAGAUCUCUCCACCUCCAGCAUCCCCACUGUGAUUGACCUGACCAGGAAAGGCAAAGAAUGUGUUUUGCGGAUGAUCAAGAACCCUGGUUGGUACCCAAAUGCUGGGACCAACAAACCUGCGUUACCCUUCUCAGAUACUGGCUCCACUGACAUCACAGUCCAAUCAGGGGAUCAAAUUCAGCCAGACAAUGCCUUGUCCCAGACCACCGUCACCCUCUCCUACGUGAGCAGGUCUCACAUUUUCUCCACUCAUGACUCUCUCACUCAGCAGUCGCCGCUCUACAGUAUACCCCCAAUCAGCAAGUUCUCCACCCGUCCUUCUUGUGACUCAGAGAAUGGGCUCAGGGAGACCGGCUAUGCACCGAGCCAACACUAUGUGGAGCAGGACAGUCCUAUGGACCUCGCUAACCAAACAGAACUUUUUCAGUCCUGGUCUCAGACUCAGGUGGGACACAGGAACAAAGCUGGUUUACAUGUAACACAGCAGCCUUAUGAAUUUAACGGUGUAGCCAUUUCAAGUGAUGGCGACGUGGAUAAGCAGCUACAAGACAGAGAGGGUAGCAGUAUUUUUCAGGAUGUAGAAAACAGUGAUAGUUUAGAGAAUGGUCAAGGGGAUAGCUGGUCGAGUUUAGAGGCCUAUACCGAAUCGUCACCAGAGACUCUCACACCCAUCAUGAGGGAGGAAGAGGACAGGCUGGACUCUCAAGUGGCCUUUCUCAUCUCAAGGAAUCAGGACUCCUCAAGCCUCCCAGACAAGAUGGGAGCUAGCCGACUGUGUUCCCUGAGCAGGGACUACACCAGCCCUCUGGACGAGCCUGUUUCUCCCUCUGCCGCCUCAGUGGAGGAUGUAGAGGAUGUGUUCCUCCUGCCUCAAACCUCUAACUCACCCAGUGGUGACAACUCUGUUAUAGAAACCUCUGAUGAUGCUGUGUGGAACAGCUGGAGUAAGGAAGGGACCAUUCCGCUGGGUUCUUGUACCAGGGAUAAUCUGACAAGAUUAGAGUCACAGGACAAGAAUACGCUGCCAGUCCACAGAGGCAAGGCAGUCCUGGAGCCUCAUCUUGACUUGGCAGAAGGUGUUUUUGCACCUGGGAAACCUGUAAUCCCUUAUUUGAACGGGAAUGUAAAGGUAUUACAGAGGACUCUACAAGAAAAGAAACUACCAGUGCGUUCUGGUAGAGGGACACGGUUAGAGGCAAUAGUCAUGAACUUAAAUUCAAGGAGAUAUAAAGUUUCGGGGUGCAUACAGACCAGUAAAGACACACAGACAUCUCUGACUCCAGCUCCUGUUUCUGAUGUAAUUGGCCCAAAGAACCCAAAGAAGAAAGGGGGCAUUAAGAAGAAGAAAAAGGCAGUAGCACGACCGAAAAGGGGUAAAACAAAUAACAAUAACACUGUCAAAAAUUCUACCUCUGAUUGCAAAGUCAUUAAAACCCCAAAAAUGCAGAGCUCUCAAUUGGUUGUGCAGAAGAAGUCAAGAAGGAAAAGGGAUAAUUCACACCUAGAACACUCACCACAGACUGAUCCUAGUAGUCUUGUAAACACAAUAUUAAAGAGGAAGCUUUCCCAAAAAGAGCCAGAGCAGAUUUCUCACCCCAACUGCUCGCAGGUAGUUCACGUGGUAAGAACUUCCCAACCAGCAGUGAAACCUCCAAAGAAACACCAAGCCAAAGGCAAAACUUCAGGUAGCAAAAUCACCCCCACUGCCAAGACGCUGGCGGCCCGCUGUCCCAAGAGGAGAAGGAAGAAACACAAACAGAGUCCUCCUUCUUCCUUAUUUUCACCCAAGGAACCAGAAAUCCGGUUAAAGUAUGUGAACUACAAAGAGGAAAAAAGGGACCCGCGGUUGGACAAUUUCUGCCCGUUCGUCCAUGUGGAGCGUCAUGAGUCAUCGCCAUCACUGUGCACCGUCAUCAACUACCCCGAGGAGGUCCAGGCACAGCACAGGAAGGGCCAACAGCAGCCCUCCGGAGCCUAUGUUUCUGCCAUCAUACCCAGCACUACUUGCCUUCAGAUAGGCCGGGUGUCUAUGCACAGUUGGCACCAGUGCUCGCUCGUCUGCUGCCUAUGCGGGCGGUCAGCCAAUGCCGUGGACUUGGGGGAUCUCCAUGGCCCGUACUACCCCAAGGGGUACCGACCCAAAGCUGAAACACCAGUUGGCAGGUUGAGUCUCAGAGAUGUAGAGGACGAGUACAGCGACUCUGAUUCGUCUUACUGCAGCGUUCGAGGCAGAGGGAGGAAGUGUGCACCAUCAUCGGCCUUGUGGCCUGUCAGGGCAGUUUCGCAGCCGACUAAUAAAGUCGUCCUGGAUAACAACUGGAGGACGAGCGGCAGGGAUGGUACCAAUGGCCCUGCAGUGACGCGGGCUCGCUGGGAUCCCGGCGCGGCAGAGGACUGGUACAACCCCCCCGUGGUGCCUCUGGAGCCCUGUGAGUACUGGCUGCAUGAAGACUGCGCCAUUUGGACAGCAGGCGUGUUCCUUGUGAAAGGCAAAGUCUACGGUUUGGAGGAGGCGGUGAAGGUGGCCCAGGAAACGUUAUGUUCGUUUUGCCGGUGCCACGGCGCCACGCUGGGCUGCUUCUUCAAAGCGUGCAACAGCAGUUAUCACUACAGAUGUGCUCUGGAGUCGGGCUGUGUUCUCAUCGAAGAAAAUUUCUCCAUGAAGUGUCCAAAGCACAAGAGCAAGAUCUUCAAAGCCCCUCAAGGAAGCCGGUGGGACGGCAGGUGACGGAGUGAGAAGACCUCAUGAAGAGGGAGAACAUCCAAAGUUUUUGCCCCUCUGCCUUCCGCUGGUAACCAUGGCGACUGUGGACCAGGGUCGUUUUUGACUGACAGCUUGCUCCGUAAACCUUAACUUCACCCUGCACUCUCAAGCUGCUGCCUGAUGCCAACAGUGCCAUCGUGUGGAGGAAACCUGCUCUGAAGUGAUGCUGAGUUUGUCUUAUGGUUUGCUUUGUCGUUAUUUAUACGCCUUUUUUUUUAAUAAUGGACUUAAAUGAUGAAAGUAUUUAAUUUUUUGGGAUUGUUGGUUUUAUUUAUUACUGUACUGAUUGGAUGCUUUAGCAGCAGGUUUGUGUGUUUUUAAGUUAUUGG
Thalassophryne amazonica is the source of this 3319-nucleotide messenger RNA. RefSeq names its product retinoic acid-induced protein 1. Gene Ontology annotation, biological process: regulation of transcription by RNA polymerase II. The record is from RefSeq and is a predicted model, not a curated record. NCBI's taxonomy places the organism in Eukaryota, Metazoa, Chordata, Actinopteri, Batrachoidiformes, Batrachoididae. Gene Ontology annotation, cellular component: nucleus. Bases 189 to 2954 code for a protein of 921 amino acids. The transcript is spliced from 6 exons.